Messenger RNA from Amblyraja radiata (thorny skate), 682 nucleotides. RefSeq names its product zinc finger protein 501-like. Gene Ontology annotation, molecular function: DNA-binding transcription factor activity, RNA polymerase II-specific; RNA polymerase II cis-regulatory region sequence-specific DNA binding. The coding region runs from base 169 to 546 and encodes 125 amino acids. The record is from RefSeq and is a predicted model, not a curated record. The transcript has 2 exons. Lineage: Eukaryota; Metazoa; Chordata; Chondrichthyes; Rajiformes; Rajidae. Gene Ontology annotation, biological process: regulation of transcription by RNA polymerase II.
UCCUGUUUGCCAGCUUGUUGACCUUCUGUGUUCCCCUCCUGCUGGGUUUAGGAGCCGGUGCUGUGGACGAAGAGACGGGGACGUGAGUGGCCAUUGAGGGCGGCCAGGGUGCCGGUGAGUCCCCCAUCUGCUCGGUGUGCGGGCUGAGCUUCGAGGGGCUGAAUUUCGAUGGAGGACCACAUGGUGGGGCACAACAAGGAAAAGCGUUAUGAGUACGACGUGUGUGGCAAGGCCUGCCAGAGCCCGAGCCAGCUGCAGACCCACCGGCGGGUGCACACGGGCGAGAAGCCCUAUUGCUGCUCCGCAUGUGGCAAGAGCUUUAGCCGGUUGUCGGGACUGCAGAGGCACCAGCGGGUGCACAGCAGUGAGCGGCUCUUCAACUGCUCCGACUGUGGCAAAGGCUUCAAUUUGUCCACACACCUGAAGGUGCACAGGCGCCUGCACAGCGGGGAAUGGCCCUACAUCUGCAGCGAUUGCGGCAAGAGCUUCACCCAGUCCUGUCAACUGCUGGAGCACAAACGCACCCACGCCGGCGAGCGCCCCUAAAUAUAUGCACAGUGGGCCAAUGGCUUCACCUGCUCCACCAGGCUGCUGUCCCACCAGCUGGUGCACACCGGCGACUGUUCCUUUGGCUGCUCCAACUGCGGCAAAAGCUUUGCCCGGUCGUCGGGGUUGCUGCGUC